AUGUUACUCAUUAAGAAUUCAAGGAACAACCGAAAUCCAUCCAAUAACACCCCACACAGUCGGAAUGAAGACGACACAGCCAAAAGUGGGGGAGGGGGUGGGGGAAUUGACUUCAGUAAACUCUCUCACCCCGCUACACAUCAUCAUCAUUUGGCAACUGUGCCCGAGAUCCAGAUGGUGGAGAACAUCGCUAAGGACACGAAAGAUUUAGCCCAAAGACGAGGUUCCCUCCAGGGCUUCGUUCAACGAGAGAGUUUCAACUUCGCCCAGCUGGUGAUGCUAGACGACUGUCUGCAUGCGAUAGAACGCAAGUUCAAAGAGUCCCACUUGAGAGCAUGUGACGAGCUCCACAGCAUGACAGACGAUGACUUCAUGCGAGCCCACAAUCUGUACAGAAGCUACCUCACGCAGAACCUCAGUGAGUUCAGGGCCAUAGAUGUGACCUCACUCUACCAUACAUUCCUGUAUGGCCUGUUCGUCAUGCACGAGCCACUCAUUCCCCAAGAGAUAUCAAGAGCACUCAUUGUCGGGGACAACUCGGCCGAGUUUCUGAAGCUGCUCACUGUGCCCAGGAGGAGAGCCUUGCUAAGACUCACUCAGCACUGGUCAUUCCUCAAACACGGACGCAAAAUCAGAUCCAGCAAAAUGAAAGAGCGCAACAAAGCGAAGCACCAUGGUUUCUACGAGUACUACAUCAACUGUACGGGAGAGAAGCUAUUCGGAAUACAAGAUAUUUCUGUGGAGGAGCUGGAGCAGAUCUUCAUCACAUCUGCAGUGACCAUCUGCUGCUCAGAAGAAUGCCUCAUAGACAAGAUUGGUCUGUCAGAAGAGGAGGGCCAUUGUGAGCACGAGGAGAUCCUCACUUCAGGACUGCCUCCUUCCUUCGACAGAGUGAGCACGGAACACCUGCUGGAGUAUGUUCCAGGAGCCUCCAUCCAGAGUUUCUACCUAGUCCGCAAACUCACUAAGUUCUUGUUGCAUCACCCUGAGGAGUUCGACGCCAGAAACUUUGGGCGUCCAGGGCUGGGAGAGGAGUGGUUCCAGAAGAAGGUUCUGGGCCGGUACUUCGUCUACAAUGAUCCACAAGUGGCAGACUGCUUCGACAUGUACUACGACCCAGACCCAGCGGAGCCUGACGGGAAACGGAAACAGUCUCUUAAAUACUACAGAUGCAGCAUGCUCUUUAACAUAGUCUGUUGUACUCUGGUUCGGAAGAUAGAAUUGUUUGACUACUACAUGAUCAUGGAUCUCGAGCGACUCGACUUGAAAUUAAGUCCCGAGUACCUCAUCAACGUCUCCGACAGACUACCCAGAAGUCUGUCUACUGUACUACAAAGACAUGUCGGAAGAUUCCAUGGUAUGAAGUUAGUGAUGACCUUGGUCGGUCGUGUUUUGGACCGUAGAAUGAACAACCAUCUCACGUAUGAGAAGUUUCUAGAAUAUUACUUAGACUGUUUCUUUCCUCGACUCGCCAACGAAGCCCAAAAUGAGAACAUAAAACAUUCGCCUCAAGGAAUGAAGAUUUUCACUAUUGUCUUUGCAAACCGUUGGAUCCUUUUUGAACUUAAUAUGGAAGAAGUGACCCCUAAACAAGUUCAAAGGGAAAUUGCACUUCUGCAAGAGGCUACAGGCGAUGUUGAAAGACUCUCGCGGACUCCUUAUACUGGCGCGGUUCCAAAAAUGCACUCGCAAGCGCGUCUCCGCCAACAGCCCCACGUUCCGCGGCGACCCACUUGGGAAGGAGAUUUCAACAUUAAACCGAAAGAGUCAACCACUGUUCCGUCAAUUGGGCCGAGCGUCAACACUCCUGCAAUUGAUGUUGCAUCAAAAUCACAGAGUAUUGAAAAGCCUCAAUCAGUGGAGCCACCCGAAGGUGCACGACAAAUAACGGAAGAGCAACUAGAACAGCUUUCCAAAGAAGCAUCAAAAGAGUUUGAAAAUCAACAAGCAGUUGGUCCCGAGAUGAUGACACGCGGUGACUCGGCAACAAUGUCAAAAGAACGAGAUGAAUUUGGAACUUUGAUUUCGGAUUGGCCAGUAGGAUCCCAAAUUAGUCAAAGCCAAAAGGAUCCAAGUCAGAGAGACCCAAGUAAUGCGCCUAUCGGACCACAGAAGUCAAAUGAGUUUUCGAGGUCUCCAGGUUCCAAAGACAGUCCAGAAGAUCCGGUCCUCACAGUUCCCACGACUGUUGGUUCCACUCAAAAACGAACACAAGGCCAGUUCGAAACAGAACUGAGCCAAAACGAGGCAAACGUAAAAGAACCAGGUACUGUUCGAUGGCGUUCGAUGGGUCAAACUGGACAGGUAAGUCAAACCCAGCCCGGCUGGUCGACCAAAGAACUAUCCGACAAACCCGAAACUGAACAGACUGUUGGUCAAGAUAAUGACCCUGAACUUAUUCCGGAAUCUUCAGAUGCCGCGGGAGCUGCGAGCGGAGUUCCUGUUCCAAUUGAACGACAGAACCAACAGACUUUACCCUCCUUACCUACUGAAACUAUGAAACAGUCUCGAGAAUCUUCGGCUAUAGAUUAUAAUUUUGCUUCACAAGCUGUUCCUGAAACUGAGAGGAAGCAAACAACUCAACAGCCAACAGCUAUGACACCCGGUGAAUCCGCGAAUGCUAUGUCAGGACAGCAAGAAGAACCAGCUGAGUCAGCGGUGAGGUCAAAAUUGUCAACUAUUAGUCCACAGGAGCCUACAGAAGGUCUAGGUGCGUCCGAAAGAUAUGCUAGAUCAUCCAAACAUCAAACAGAACCACCUGUUGCACCGGAGGCAGGUCUGGAGUAUCAACCGGAACCUUCAGAGAGUGAAAUGGCACCGACAGGGGUUCCAGUUCCGAUUGAAAGGCAGAACCAACAGACUUUGCCAUCAUUGCCUACUGAAACUAUGAAACAGUCUCGAGAGUCUUCCGCUAUAGAUUAUGACUUUGGCUCACAAGCUGUUCCUGAAACGGAAAGAAAGCAAACGACACAACGGCCAACAGUUAUGACACCCGGUGACUCAGCUGAUGCAAUUUCAGGACAGCAAGGGGAACCAGUCGAGUCAGAAGAAAGAACAAAAUUGUCUAACAUUGGUUCAAAAGAGCCUACAGUAGGUCAAACUGAGUCUGAACAGUACGCAAGAUCAUCCAAACGUCAAACAGAGCCAAAUGUUGCACCUGAUACAGGUCUAGAGUAUCAGCCGGAACCUUCAGAGAGUGAAAUGGCACCGACAGGGGUUCCAGUUCCGAUUGAAAGGCAGAACCAACAGACUUUGCCAUCAUUGCCAGCCGAUACAAUGAAACAGACGAAAGAUUCAUCAGCUAUAAAAUACGACUUCGGUUCUCAAGAUGGUCGCUCUGAUAAAAGACAGACAACUCAGGAUCCAACGGCGACCGGAACCAAUCAAAAAGACCCAACUUUACAACCAUUUGGAGCAGAGAUGGAAUUUAGACAUGAUGAAGUGCCAAUCAAACCUGAAUCGGAAGCACAGGUUGCGCCAGAGGCCGGGUCAGAGUACCAACCAGAACCUUUGGAAACCAGAGUCAAUGAGACUGCUAUAUCAGGACCCGUUGCAAGGACAAAACAAGCUACUUUCGGAUUACCUAGUCAAAAUUUGCAACAGACUCAAGAAUCCUCAGCUAUAAAACAUAAAUUUAACUCGUACGACGCGCGAAGUGCUGGCUCUGCAGUGAGCGAGGUCAGUUUUGACAAGGAAAACCUAGAAGACAUUGAAAAGCUGGGAGGUUCUAUGUCAAAAGCCGAUAAAGAAAAAGCCAAGACUCGUGAAAAGUGGGUUCCGUCGCCCGCGCCUUCGUCAUCUUGCGAUUGUGAAGAUUCAAAGUGUUCCGAAAAGCGUCUGAGUGGUUCAGAAGUUGACAUAGCAGGCGACGCUACAUCUGGAACCCAGCUGGAACCAUCCAUUGGAAUGACCGGAAAACACUCUGACGGUUCAGACCCCAAUUGUCAAGAUCUGCGACUGAGCAAAAAUAGUCAAAUAGACGAGGCAACUUUGCGUGAGCCGAACUCAAAUUGGCAAACUGAUGCCUCGCACCACUCGCCAAUACACGAUGACGUAGAACAAGCUUCUGAGGGCGAUUAUGAGAAAACAAAACUUAACACACUGGUUCCUGGGACCUUUUUUUCAGCCAGUCAAUUGGCUGAAAAAGAUCAACGUGACCACGAAACUCAAGCUUUUGAAACAGCUAUUGGCUCUCAACAGUCGUCUAUACGAGACUACAAAUCGGCUAAAGAGCUUCUAGCACAGUCCGAUCAAGACUCAAAGCCUACGUCGGCUUCUGAUAAACCAGCAACCGAAGGAUCGAGGAUUCAACAGGAAGAACUUGAAGAGUCGAUAAAAGAACGCGAAGAAAAAGGGAAGAGAAACUUGAUGGAGAGAAAUUCCAAUUAUCAGGGUUCUUCACAAGAAGUUCCGCUCAAUAUUACGCGGACCCUGAGAACUGAUGAUCACGUGGUGCACGGACCAACCGAGCCUCGAAACUCAUCUGCGAUAAAUUACGACUUCCGUUCUACGGGCUACUCUGAACCAGCUCCGUCUCAAAUCAAAGAGAAAACUCAAACAACAAAAGCUGGCGUCCGAGCUUCUUCACACGAGGAGCAACGAACCAAAGCGACGGGCUUAGAGCGGGAUCUGGCAGAGGAAGUCAAUGUAGAUGAGGCAGAAUUGAAGGAGAGACAAGAUGAGCAAGGCGUUUUUUCUGAUUCGGCUACUACAGCACCUACAAAAGCGAAAACAACACCUAGUGGAACAACGCGAACCACUCAGCCAUACGAAGAAGAAGCAUCAGGGCAAAGUGGUGUAUCUGGUUCUCAGACAGGAAAAGCUACAACACAAAAAACAGUGUCGACCAGAUCAGGAAAUCUCAGACCCACAACGACGGCUACCGGAACAAAGCGAACCACCGAACCGUAUGGAUCAGCAAAUGCGGAAGAAAUUGAUCAACCAUACGAUGAAGAAGAACUUGAAGAGGAAGCAUCAAGGCAAAGUGGUGUAUCUGGAUCUCAGUUGGGGAAAACUACAGCACAGAAAACGGGGCCCAGCAGAUCAGGAACUCUCAGACCCACAGCAACUGCUGCCAGAAUGAAGCGAACCACCCAACCGUAUGGAUCACCCAACACGGAAGACAUCGAUCAAACAUACGAUGAAGAAGAAUUUGGAGAGGAAGCAUCAAGGCAAAGUGAUGUAUCUGGGUCUCAGUUGGGGAAAACUACAGCACAGAAAAUGGGGCCCAGCAGAUCAGGAACUCUCAGACCCACAGCAACUGCUGCCGGAACGAAGCGAACCACCCAACCGUAUGGAUCACACAACACGGAAGACGUCGAUCAAACAUACGAUGAAGAAGAACUUGAAGAGGAAGCAUCAAGGCAAAGUGGUGUAUCUGGAUCUCAGUUGGGGAAAACUACAGCACAGAAAACGGGGCCCAGCAGAUCAGGAACUCUCAGACCCACAGCAACUGCUGCCGGAACGAAGCGAACCACCCAACCGUAUGGAUCACCCAACACGGAAGACGUCGAUCAAACAUACGAUGAAGAAGAAUUUGGAGAGGAAGCAUCAAGGCAAAGUGGUGUAUCUGGAUCUCAGUUGGGGAAAACUACAGCACAGAAAACGGGGCCCAGCAGAUCAGGAACUCUCAGACCCACAGCAACUGCUGCCGGAACGAAGCGAACCACCCAACCGUAUGGAUCACCCAUCACGGAAGACGUCGAUCAAACAUACGAUGAAGAAGAAUUUGGAGAGGAAGCAUCAAGGCAAAGUGGUGUAUCUGGGUCUCAGUUGGGGAAAACUACAGCCCAGAAAGCGGGGCCGAGCAUAUCAGGAACUCUCAGACCCACAACAACUGCUACCGGAAUUAAGCGAACCACCCAACGGUAUGGACCAGCAAAUGCGGAAGAAGACCUUGAUCAACCAUACGAUGAAGAAGAACUUGAAGAGGAAGCAUCAAGACAAAGUGGUGUAUCUGGUUAUCAGUUGGGGAAAACUGCGGCACAGAAAACGGGGCUGAGCAGAUCAGGAACUCAGAGACCCACAGCAACUGCUACCGGAACGAAGCCAACCACCCAACCGUAUGGAUCAGCAAAUGCGGAAGAAGUCGAUCAACCAUACGAUGAAGAGGAAUUUGAUGAGGAAGCAUCAAGGCAAACUGGUGUAUUUGCAUCUCAGUUGGGGAAAACUACAGCACAGAAAACGUGGCCGAGCAGAUCAAGAACUCUCAGACCCACAACAACUGCUGCCGGAACGAAGCGAUCCACCCAACCGUAUGGAUCAGCAAAUGCGGAAGAAGUCGAUCAAGCAUACGAUAAAGAGGAACUUGAAGAGGAAGCAUCAAGGCAAAGUGGUAUAUCUGGUUCUCAGUUGGGGAAAACUACAGCACAGAAAAAGGGGCUGAAUAGAUCAGGAACUCUCAGACCCACAGCAACUGCUACCGGAACGAAGCGAACCACCGAACCGUAUGGAUCAGCAAAUGCGGAAGAAAUUGAUCAACCAUACGAUGAAGAGGAACUUGAAGAGGAAGCAUCAAGGCAAAGUGGUGUAUCUGGUUCUCAGUUAGGGAAAACUACAGCACAGAAAACGGGGCUGAGCAGAUCAGGAACUCUCAGACCCACAGCAACUGCUACCGGAACGAAACGAACCACCCAACCGUAUGGAUCAGCAAAUGCGGAAGAAAUCGAUCAACCAUACGAUGAAGAAGAACUUGAAGAGGAAGCAUCAAGGCAAAGUGGUGUAUCUGGUUCUCAGUUGGGGAAAACUACAGCACAGAAAACGGGGCUGAGCAGAUCAGGAACUCUCAGACCCACAGCAACUGCUACCGGAACGAAGCGAACCACCCAACCGUAUGGAUCAGCAAAUGCGGAAGAAAUCGAUCAACCAUACGAUGAAGAAGAACUUGAAGAGGAAGCAUCAAGGCAAAGUGGUGUAUCUGGUUCUCAGUUGGGGAAAACUACAGCACAUAAAACGGGACCGAGCAGAUCAGGAACUCACAGACCCACAGCAACUGCUACCGGAACGAAGCGAACCACCCAACCGUAUGGAUCAGCAAAUGCGGAAGAAUUCGAUCGAGCAUACGAUGAAGAGGAACUUGAAGAGGAAACAUCAAGGCAAAGUGUUGUAUCUGGUUCUCAGUUGGGGAAAACUACAACCCAGAAAACGCGGCCGAGUAGAUCAGGCACUCAAAGACCCACAGCAACUGUUACUGGAACAAAGCGAACCACCCAACCGUAUGGAUCAGCAAAUGCGGAAGAAAUCGAUCAACCAUACGAUGAAGAAGAACUUGAAGAGGAAGCAUCAAGGCAAAGUGGUGUAUCUGGUUCUCAGUUGGGGAAAACUAAAGCACAGAAAACGGGACCGAGCAGAUCAGGAACUCACAGACCCACAGCAACUGUUACCGGAACGAAGCGAACCACUCAACCGUAUGGAUCAGCAAAAGCGGAAGAAAUCAAUCAACCAUACGAUGAAGAAGAACUUGAAGAGGAAGCAUCAAGGCAAAGUGGUGUAUCUGGUUCUCAGUUGGGCAAAACUACAACACAGAAAACGGGACCGAGCAGAUCAGGAACUCUCAGACCCACAACAACUGCUACCGGAAUUAAGCGAACUACCCAACCGUUUAAAUCAUUUGAUGCGGAUGAAAUCGAUCAGAACUUUGAGGACGAAAGUUUUGAGGAUGAUGCUGUCGGACAAAGUGGCAGCCCUGUUCAAGAAGGAGCGGAUUUGACUGAAAAAUCUCGCGAAAAGUCUACUGGAUUACAAAAAUCAGGGGUAACAAAUUCGGGAAUUCUCAGACCCAGAACAACAGCAAGUUCACAGCGAACCUCUGACCGAUUUGAUCUAUCAAAAAGGCCCGAGGAAAUUGAUCGACAGAAUGAUGAAGAUGGUUUUGAAACUGGAGCAUCUGGACUGACUCAAUAUUCUGGUUCUCGCGGCAAAACAGCUGCGGCCAAGAAAUCAAGUGCACUAAAGUCGGGUACUCUUUCUCCCAAUACAUCGGUUUCAAAACGACGCACAGAAAACCGAGCGUCGCCGACAACUUUUUCAGGUUUACGUCCAUCUGCUGUUUCUAAGAAGAAGUCCGGUGCGAUUAGUGCAAAGACCGGAAAGUUAAAACGUGCGACAUCCCCAUCUGGUUCUCGACAAACUGCAGAAACAAUGGAUACAGCAGCCGCAGAUGAACUCGAAGAUGACAACGAAAGUUUUGGCGACGAGGAGGCUUCGGCACAGAGUGCUCUAUCAGGUUCCCGCACGGCUGCAGCUCCUCCUUCCACGAAACAGUCAGGUACAGCGAAAACUGGACAUCUCAGACCAUCGAAGGCACAAACUGCCAGAGGACGCAAAAAAGACGACACUGAUGCUUUAAGUGCAAAAGCAACUGAAGGCGAAGACGGUGUUGACUUGAAUGCGGAUGAAAUUUCAGCACAUAGUGGUGUAUCAGGCCCACAUAUGGCUUCUGCUUCUAAGAAAAAAGCAGGUACAUUAAAGACUGGAAGUCUAAGACCUUCGAAUGCACAGUCUAAAAAGCAGCGGAAAACAGGUCAGACUGGUACAGUAGGUGCAGAAGCAAAUGAAGGAGAAGAUGGCGAAGAAUUGGCUGAUGAGGGGGCUUCGGCACAGAGUGGACUAUCAGGUUCUCGCACGGCAGCUACUUCUAUGAAAAAGUCAGGUAUGUCAAACUCAGGAAGUCUAAGACCCUCGAAAUCACAGUCUGCCACACAGCGCAAAAUAGGCCACUCUCGUACAUUAGGUGCAGAAGCAACUGAAGGAGAAGAUGGCGAAGAGUUGACUGAUGAGGAGGCUUCGGCGCAGAGUGGACUUUCGGGUUCCCGCAUGGCAGCUACUUCUAUGAAAAAGUCAGGUAUGUCGAAGACAGGAAGUCUAAAACUCUCGAAAUCACAGACUGCCACUCAACGAAAAACAGGCCAGUCUGGUACAUUAGGUGCAGAAGCAACUGAAGGAGAAGAUGGCGAAGAUUUGACUGAUGAGGAGGCUUCGGCACAGAGUGGACUUUCGGGUUCGCGCACGGUAGCCAAUUCUAUGAAAAAGUCAGGUAUGUCGAAGACAGGAAGUCUAAGACCCUCGAAAUCACAGAUUGGCACACAGCGCAAAACAGGCCAGACUGGUACAUUAAGUGCAGAAGCAACUGAAGGAGAAGAUGGCGAAGAGUUGGCCGAUGAGGAGACUUCGGCACAGAGUGGACUUUCGGGUUCUCGCACGGCAGCUACUUCUAUGAAAAAGUCAGGUAUGUCGAAGACAGGAAGUCUAAAACCCUCGAAAUCACAGACUGCCACUCAACGAAAAACAGGCCAGUCUGGUACAUUAGGUGCAGAAGCAACUGAAGGAGAAGAUGGCGAAGAGUUGACUGAUGAGGAGGCUUCGGCGCAGAGUGGACUUUCGGGUUCCCGCACGGCAGCUACUUCUAUAAAAAAGUCAGGUAUGUCGAAGACAGGAAGUCUAAAACCCUCGAAAUCACAGACUGCCACUCAACGAAAAACAGGCCAGUCUGGUACAUUAGGUGCAGAAGCAACUGAAGGAGAAGAUGGCGAAGAAUUGGCUGAUGAGGGGGCUUCGGCACAGAGUGGACUAUCAGGUUCUCGCACGGCAGCUACUUCUAUGAAAAAGUCAGGUAUGUCGAAGACAGGAAGUCUAAGACCCUCGAAAUCGCAGAUUGGCACACGGCACAAAACAGGCCAGACUGGUACAUUAAGUGCAGAAGCAACUGAAGGAGAAGAUGGCGAAGAGUUGGCCGAUGAGGAGACUUCGGCACAGAGUGGACUUUCGGGUUCUCGCACGGCAGCUACUUCUAUGAAAAAGUCAGGUAUGUCGAAGACAGGAAGUCUAAAACCCUCGAAAUUACAGACUGCCACUCAACGAAAAACAGGCCAGUCUGGUACAUUAGGUGCAGAAGCAACUGAAGGAGAAGAUGGCGAAGAGUUGACUGAUGAGGAGGCUUCGGCACAGAGUGGACUUUCGGGUUCGCGCACGGUAGCCAAUUCUAUGAAAAAGUCAGGUAUGUCGAAGACAGGAAGUCUAAGACCCUCGAAAUCACAGAUUGGCACACAGCGAAAAACAGGUCAGACUGGUACAUUAAGUGCAGAAGCAACUGAAGGAGAAGAUGGCGAAGAGUUGGCCGAUGAGGAGGCUUCGGCACAGAGUGGACUAUCAGGUUCUCGCACGGCAGCUACUUCUAUGAAAAAGUCAGGUAUGUCAAAGACAGGAAGUCUAAGACCCUCGAAAUUACAGACUGCCACUCAACGAAAAACAGGCCAGUCUGGUACAUUAGGUGCAGAAGCAACUGAAGGAGAAGAUGGCGAAGAAUUGGCUGAUGAGGGGGCUUCGGCACAGAGUGGACUAUCAGGUUCUCGCACGGCAGCUACUUCUAUGAAAAAGUCAGGUAUGUCGAAGACAGGAAGUCUAAGACCCUCGAAAUCGCAGAUUGGCACACGGCACAAAACAGGCCAGACUGGUACAUUAAGUGCAGAAGCAACUGAAGGAGAAGAUGGCGAAGAGUUGGCCGAUGAGGAGACUUCGGCACAGAGUGGACUUUCGGGUUCUCGCACGGCAGCUACUUCUAUGAAAAAGUCAGGUAUGUCGAAGACAGGAAGUCUAAAACCCUCGAAAUUACAGACUGCCACUCAACGAAAAACAGGCCAGUCUGGUACAUUAGGUGCAGAAGCAACUGAAGGAGAAGAUGGCGAAGAGUUGACUGAUGAGGAGGCUUCGGCACAGAGUGGACUUUCGGGUUCGCGCACGGUAGCCAAUUCUAUGAAAAAGUCAGGUAUGUCGAAGACAGGAAGUCUAAGACCCUCGAAAUCACAGAUUGGCACACAGCGAAAAACAGGUCAGACUGGUACAUUAAGUGCAGAAGCAACUGAAGGAGAAGAUGGCGAAGAGUUGGCCGAUGAGGAGGCUUCGGCACAGAGUGGACUAUCAGGUUCUCGCACGGCAGCUACUUCUAUGAAAAAGUCAGGUAUGUCAAAGACAGGAAGUCUAAGACCCUCGAAAUUACAGACUGCCACUCAACAAAAUACAGGCCAGUCUGGUACAUUAGGUGCAGAAGAAACUGAAGGAGAAGAUGGCGAAGAGUUGACUGAUGAGGAGGCUUCGGCGCAGAUUGGACUUUCGGGUUCGCGCACGGUAGCCAAUUCUAUGAAAAAUUCAGGUAUGUCAAAGACAGGAAGUCUAAGACCCUCGAAAUCACAGAUUGGCACACAGCGCAAAACAGACCAGACUGGUACAUUAAGUGCAGAAGCAACUGAAGGAGAAAAUGGCGAAGAGUUGGCCGAUGAGGAGGCUUCGGCACAGAGUGGACUUUCGGGUUCUCGCACGGCAGCUACCUCUAUGGAAAAGUCAGGUAUGUCGAAGACAGGAAGUCUAAGACCCUCGAAAUUACAGACUGCCAUUCAACAAAAAACAGGCCAGUCUGGUACAUUAGGUGCAGAAGCAACUGAAGGAGAAGAUGGCGAAGAGUUGACUGAUGAGGAGUCUUCGGCGCAGAUUGGACUUUCGGGUUCCCGCACGGUAGCCAAUUCUAUGAAAAAUUCAGGUAUGCCAAAGACAGGAAGUCUAAGACCCUCGAAAUCACAGAUUGGCACACAGCGCAAAACAGGCCAGACUGGUACAUUAAGUGCAGAAGCAACUGAAGGAGAAAAUGGCGAAGAGUUGGCCGAUGAGGAGGCUUCGGCACAGAGUGGACUUUCGGGUUCUCGCACGGCAGCUACCUCUAUGGAAAAGUCAGGUAUGUCGAAGACAGGAAGUCUAAGACCCUCGAAAUUACAGACUGCCAUUCAACAAAAAACAGGCCAGUCUGGUACAUUAGGUGCAGAAGCAACUGAAGGAGAAGAUGGCGAAGAGUUGACUGAUGAGGAGUCUUCGGCGCAGAUUGGACUUUCGGGUUCCCGCACGGUAGCCAAUUCUAUGAAAAAUUCAGGUAUGUCAAAGACAGGAAGUCUAAGACCCUCGAAAUCACAGAUUGGCACACAGCGCAAAACAGGCCAGACUGGUACAUUAAGUGCAGAAGCAACUGAAGGAGAAAAAAGCGAAGAGUUGGCCGAUGAGGAGGCUUCGGCACAGAGUGGACUUUCGGGUUCUCGCACGGCAGCUACCUCUAUGGAAAAGUCAGGUUUGUCGAAGACAGGAAGUCUAAAACCCUCGAAAUCACAGACUGCCACUCAACAAAAAACAGGCCAGUCUGGUACAUUAGGUGCAGAAGCAACUGAAGGAGAAGAUGGCGAAGAGUUGACUGAUGAGGAGGCUUCGGCACAGAGUGAACUUUCGGGUUCCCGCACGGUAGCCAAUUCUAUGAAAAAGUCAGGUAUGUCGAAGACAGGAAGUCUGAGGCCCUCGAAAUCACAGUCUGCCACACAGCGCAAAACAGGCCAGUCUGGUACAUUAGGUGCAGAAGCAACUGAAGGAGAAGAUGGUGAAGAGUUGACUGAUGAGGAGGCUUCGGCACAGAGUGGACUUUCGGGUUCCCGCACGGUAGCCAACUCUAUGAAAAAGUCAGGUAUGUCGAAGACAGGAAGUCUAAGACCCUCGAAAUCACAGAUUGGCACACAGCACAAAACAGGCCAGUCUGGUACAUUAGGUGCAGAAGCAACUGAAGUAGAAGAUGGCGAAGAGUUGACUGAUGAGGAGGCUUCGGCACAGAGUGGACUUUCGGGUUCCCGCACGGUAGCCAACUCUAUGAAAAAGUCAGGUAUGUCGAAGACAGGAAGUCUGAGGCCCUCGAAAUCACAGUCUGCCACACAGCGCAAAACAGGCCAGUCUGGUACAUUAGGUGCAGAAGCAACUGAAGGAGAAGAUGGCGAAGAGUUGACUGAUGAGGAGGCUUCGGCACAGAGUGAACUUUCGGGUUCCCGCACGGUAGCCAAUUCUAUGAAAAAGUCAGGUAUGUCGAAGACAGGAAGUCUAAGACCCUCGAAAUCACAGACUGCCACUCAACAAAAAACAGGCCAAACUGGUACAUUAGGUGCAGAAGCAACUGAAGGAGAAGAUGGCGAAGAGUUGGCUGAUGAGGAGCCUUCGGCACAGAGUGGACUUUCGGGUUCCCGCACGGUAGCCAAUUCUAUGAAAAAGUCAGGUGUGUCGAAGACAGGAAGUCUGAGGCCCUCGAAAUCACAGUCUGCCACACAGCGCAAAACAGGCCAGUCUGGUACAUUAGGUGCAGAAGCAACUGAAGGAGAAGAUGGCGAAGAGUUGACUGAUGAGAAGGCUUCGGCACAGAGUGGACUUUCGGGUUCCCGCACGGUAGCCAAUUCUAUGAAAAAAUCAGGUAUGUCGAAGACAGGAAGUCUAAGACCCUCGAAAUCACAGAUUGGCACACAGCGCAAAACAGGCCAGUCUGGUACAUUAGGUGCAGAAGCAACUGAAGGAGAAGAUGGCGAAGAGUUGACUGAUGAGAAGGCUUCGGCACAGAGUGGACUUUCGGGUUCCCGCACGGUAGCCAAUUCUAUGAAAAAAUCAGGUAUCUCGAAGACAGGAAGUCUAAACCUCUCGAAAUCACAGUCUGUUACACAACGCAAAACAGGCCAGACUGGUACAUUAGCUACAAAAGCAACUGAUGGCGAGGAUGACGACGAAUUGGCCGAUGAGGAGGCUUCUGCACAGAGCGGACUUUCAGGUUCUCGAAAGGCAGCUACUUCUAUGAAAAAGUCAGGUUUGUCGAAGACAGGAAGUCUUAGCCACUCGAAAUCACAGUCUGCCGCACAGCGCAAAACAGGCGAGACUGGUACGUUAGCUGCAGAAGCAAUUGAAGGAGAAGAUGGCAAAGAGUUGGCCGAUGAGGAAGCUUCGGCACAGAGCGGACUAUCCGGUUCUCGCGCGGCAGCUACUUCUAUGAAAAACUCAGGUAUGCCAAAAACAGGAAGUCUAAGACCCUCAAAAUCACAGUCUGCUUCACAACGCAAAACAGGCCAGACUGGUAUUUUAGCUGCAGAAACAUCUGAAGGCAAAGAUGAUGAGGAGUUGGCUGAUGAGGAGGCUUCUGCACAGAGCGGACUUUCAGGUUCUCGAACAGCAUCUAAUUCUAUGAAAAAGUCAGGCAUGUCGAAGACAGGAAGUCUAAAACCCUCGAAAUCACAGACUGCCACUCAACGAAAAUCAGGCCAGAGUGGUACAUUAGGUGCAGAAGCAACGGAAGGAGAAGAUGGCAAAGAGCUGGCCGAUGAGGAAGCUUCGGUACAGAGCGGACUAUCAGGUUCUCGCGCGGCAGCUACUUCUAUGAAAAAGUCAGGUAUGCCAAAAACAGGAAGUCUAAGACCCUCAAAAUCACAGUCUGCUUCACAACGCAAAACAGGCCAGACUGGUAGUUUAGCUGCAGAAACAUCUGAAGGAGAAGAUGGCGAAGAGUUGGCUGAUGAAGAAGCUUCUGCACAGAGUGCGUUUUCAGGUUCUCGCACGGCAGGUAAUUCUAUGAAAAAGUCGGGUAUGUCGAACACAGAAAGUCUAAGACCCUCGAAAUCACAGACUGCCACUCAACGAAAAACAGGCCAGAGUGGCACAUUAGGUGCAGAAUCAACGGAAGGAGAAGAUGGCAAAGAAUUGGCCGAUGAGGAAGCUUCGGCACAGAGUGGGCUUUCAGGUUCUCGCACGGCAGCUAAUUCGUUGAAAAAGUCGGAGUUGUCGAAGACAGGAAGUCUAAGCCCCUCAAAAUCACAGUCUGCCACAAAGCGCAAAACAGGUCAGACUGGUACUUUAGCUGCAGAAGCAACUGAAGGAGAAGAUAACGAAGAGUUGGCUGAUGAGGAGGCUUCUGCACAGAGUGGGUUUUCAGGUUCUCGCACGGCAGCAACUUCUAUGAAAAACUCGGGCUUGUCGAAGACAGGAAGUCUACGCCCCUCCAAAUCCCAGUCUGCCACACAGCGCAAAACAGGCCAGACUGGUACAUUAGGCACAGAAGCAACUGAAGGAGAAGAUAACGAAGAGUUGGCUGAUGAGGAGGCUUCUGCACAGAGUGGGCUUUCAGGUUCUCGCACGGCAGCAACUUCUAUGAAAAAGUCGGGCUUGUCGAAGACAGGAAGUCUCAGACCCUCCAAAUCAAAGUCUGCCUUACAACGCAAAACAGGCCAGACUGGUAAUUUACCCGCAGAAGCAGCUGAAGGCGAUGAUGAAGAGGAUUUGGCUGAUGAGCAGGCUUCUGCACAGAGCGGACUUUCAGGUUCUCGCACGGCAGCUAAUUCUGUGAAAAAGUCGGGCUUGUCGAAAACAGGAAGUCUAAGCCCCUCGAAAUCACAGUCUACCAUACAGCGCAAAACAGGCCAGACUGGUACUUUAGCUCCAGAAGCAGCUGAAGGCGCAGAUGUUGAGGAGUUGACUGAUGAGGAGGCUUCUGCACAGAGCGGACUUUCAGGUUCUCGCACGGCAGCAAAAUCUGUGAAAAAGUCGGGUUUGUCGAAAACAGGAAGUCUGAGCCCCUCGAAGUCACGGUCUGCCACAGAGCGCAAAACAAGGCAGAGUGGUACGUUAGGCGCAGAAGCAACUGAAGCAAAAAGUGGCGAAAAGUCGGCUGAUGAGGAGCCUUCAGCUCGGAGUGAACUUUCAGGUUCUCAAACGGCAGCUUCUUCUAUGAAAAAGUCAGGUUUGUCGAAGACAGGAAGUCUAAGCCACUCGAAAUCACAGUCUGCCACACAGCGCAAAACAGGCCAGACUGGUACAUUAGGCGCACAAGCAACCGAGGGAAAAGGUGGCGAAGAUUUGGCCGAUGAGGAGGCUUCUGCACAGACCGGACUUACAGGUUCUCGCAAGGCAGCUACGUCCAUGAAAAAGUCGGGUUUGUCGAAGACAGGAAGUCUAAGCCCCUCGAAAUCACAGUCUGACACACAGCGCAAAACAGGCGAGACUGGUACGUUAGCUGCAGAAGCAACUGAAGGAGAAGAUGGCAAAGAGUUGGCUGAUGAGGAGGCUUCUGCACAGAGCGGACUUUCAGGUUCUCGUACGGCAGCCACUUCUAUGAAAAAAUCGGGUUUGUCGAAUACAGGAAGUCUAAGCCCCUCGAAAUCCCAAUCUGCCACACAGCGCAAAACAGGCGAGACUGGAACAUUAGCUGCAGAAGCAACUGAAGCAGAAGAUGGUGAAGAGUUGGCUGAUGAGGAGGCUUCUGCACAGAGCCAACUUUCAGGUUCUCGUACGGCAGCCACUUCGAGGAAAAAAUCGGAUUUGUCGAAAACAGGAAGUCUAAGCCCCUCGAAAUCCCAGUCUGCCACACAGCGCAAAACAGGCGAGACUGGUACAUUAGCUGCAGAAGCAACUGAAGGAGAAGAUGGCGAAGAGUUGGCUGAUGAGGAGGCUGCUGCACAGAGCGGACUUUCAGGUUCUCGUACGGCAGCUACUUCUAUGAAAAAAUCGGAUUUGUCAAAGACAGGAAGUCUAAGCCCUUCGAAAUCACAGUCUGCCACACAGCGCAAAACAGGCCAGACUGGUACAUUAGGUGCAGAAACAACUGAAGAAGAAGGCGAAGAGUUGGCCGAUGAGGAGUCUAAACUACGAGGUAUGACAGACAAAAAAUCUCGCGCAAGUGAUUUGCCGGAAAGUGGUCAGAAAUCCGAGCCUGAUCAAGAUGAGUUAAGCCAAAGAAUGGAUGCCGCAUUGUAUGGAGAAUCAAUUACGAAGUCGAAACCUGCGGAUGGGUCAGCAACUAAAGAUAGCAAACUUCAAGCGCGAGGCUCAAUGGAAGCCUCUAAAAAGUCUAGCGAGCAGGGUUCGCAACUUGCGGGCUCAAAAAAGAUAUCUAGUGAAGAAGAACAGUCAAAACAAAAUAAAGAUGAGCUUGAAGAACAGCCAGAUGAACUUGGCCAAAUAAAAGAGUCCAAAAACCGAACGACUGGGUUGUCAGCGGGUAAAUCUACGACUGCUGAUAGGGAAUCAGUUAACGAAUCUAAAAUGUCGGCCGGUACAGGCAAAGGAUCUGGCACCGAUGGAACUUCGAUGGGACCUAAGCAAGAUGAGGAGAAAACUGUUGGAGAAGCAAAUGGGAGUGGUAUAUCAGCAGGUACAAUUUCCAGAUCAAAAGUAUCUGACACGACAGCUAACCGAAACACCAACCUUGCACUUAGUUCGAUUAAAGGUUCUCAAGCAUCCAAGACAGCUGAUAUGACAGACCAACAAUCUGCAAGUGAUUUAUCUAAAGGAGGCGAAAAACUUGAGGGAGCCGAUAAAUCGAAUGAAGAUGAAGAUAAAUUGAGUCAAAGAAUGGAUGCCGCUUUAUAUGGCCAGGACUCAGUCUCAAAAUCCAAAAAACUAGAUGCGACUAAAAGCAGUAAUCUUGAAUCUGGUUCAAUGAAAGGAUCCAGAUUGUCCAGCGGAAAAGACCCUUCACAACUUUCAGGUACCGGUAACACAUCUGAUGCUGGUCAAGAUGAGGAAGAACUAGAAGAUAUUGAGCAAGCAAAUGCAGCCCAAUCCAAGACUCAGGCGACAAGUUCGCGCGCAAUUAAAAGUAACACUCUUGAUCCAGGUUCAAUGAAAGACUCUAAGCUGUCUGAUGGUUCUGAAAAACUAUCGGGUACAGGAGGAGCUUCGAUUCAAGAUGGAACUUCGAAACAGAAUGAAGAGGACGAGGAGGACCAGGCAAACCAAACUGGUGUUUCUGGAGGCACAAUGUCAAAGUCCAAAGUAUCUGACCCGACAGCCAGUAAAAACCCAACAACUCUUGAGCCUAGCUCAACUAAAGGAACUGAAGCGUCCAAAGUAUCAGGUAAGGAGGAUGAAAACUCUGCUGACGGCAAUUUUUCUGAGGGAGCUGAUAAAUCGAAAGAAGAUGAAGAUAACUUGAGCCAAAGAAUGGAUGCGGCUUUAUAUGGAAAAGACACAGUCUCGAAGUCCAAAACAGCAGAUGAGAAAUCAGGUCAAAGCAGUAACGUUGAACCGCAAUCACUGAAAGGCUCCAAGACUUCUGAAAAAUCAGAUUCGCAGUUAUCGGGAAAAAAUAGCAUGCCUGGCGGAAGCGGACUUUCGAAACAAUCACAAGAACACACUGAUGAUCGUUCGGAAAUAGAUGGGCAGACCAGUGGCACGCAAUCGAAGUCAAAAGGCUCUGACUUGACGGCAACCAUUAAAAGUAAAUCUCGCACAUCGGGUUCCAUGAGACCAUCUCGAGCAUCUGGUGCGACCGAAAAGAAGUCUGCCCUCAGUGAUAUAACAGAACAUAGCAACAUAUUAUCUGGCACCACUAAAACGUCAAAACAGUCUCAAGAGAAACCAGAAGAUGAGCUGAAUGAAAUUGACCAAUCGAAGCGAACACUAUCAAAAUCAAAGACGUCGGACCCUACGGCAAGUCAAUCUAAAACGCUUGGACCAGAAUCUAUCACCGGGUCUAAGGUAUCAGGCAUCACAGAUAAACAAUCUGGCGCUAGUGAUUUGUCCAAAGGAAGCAAAGGUGUGUCUGGUACAAGUAAAGGGUCAAAACAGUCGCAAGAUGUACCAGAAGAAGAAAUGACCAGUCAAUCAAAGGGUACACUUUCAAAAUCAAAGACGGCUGACACGACAGUAACUCAAUCUAAAACUCUUGGAACAGAAUCUGUUAAAAACUCUCAAUUAUCUGGAAUGUCUGGCACCACUGAACAGUCUGAUGGAGCUGAAAAGGCUACUGAGGAAGAUGACGCUUUAAGCAAAAGAAUGGAUGCGGCUCUAUAUGGGGACUCAGUUAAGAAAUCCGAAGCAGCUGAUGGCUCUGCAUCCAAAAGCAGAACUCUUACAUCAGGAGCAGUUAGGGACUCUAAGAAAUCUGGCUCUACCGGUAAAACGCUAUCGGGAGCUAAAAGUGUUUCUAAAGCAUCGAAAAUAUCCAAGCAUAGCAAGGAGGGGCUAGAAGAUGGCCCAGAUGAAGAAACCGGUCUAAGCGGAGGUCCACUCAGCAAGUCUAAAACCAUUGGAUCGAAAACAAGUGGAACCAGGAAAACCGAUUCUCUCCAAGCAAAAACUAGCCUAUCAGCGGAUAAAGAGAGUUCCCACAGUCAAGAAUUUGAAGCAGAUGGAAAGACUCCGAUCAAAAAAACUUCCAGACAUAAAAAGGAGAGCACCCAUCCUUCAAUUAACGAAGGCAGUUCAAUUGAACACCCGCCUUCGACAGGAAUAGAUCACCGAUUCAGUUCUACACAUACUUCUUCUGCUCCAAAAACCUCAAAGUUCAAGGACAGCAAGCUGAAAUCUCUGUCGGCUACAAAAUCUCGAGACGGAGGAUCGGAAAGAAAGAGUGAAUUGAGUGCUGAUCAAUCUAAAUCAGCUAAUUUGGAUCCAGAAUCGGCAGCAAUGUCAAAAAAAUCGAAGUCGGUAAUGGGAUCAAAAGUUGGCUCAAGUAUUGGAUCCAAAUCGCCUUCGCAACUGAGUCGUUCGAAAAUAGGCUCGAGCAUAGGAUCUAAAUCACCUUCUCAGAAACCGGGCUCUCACAUUGUCAUUGACGACAACACCAGUCGUGAAUCGCAGUCGCAAGACAACAAAAAGAGCAAACGAGUCGACAUGACAAAACACAAAAAAUACGUAGGCGAGAGUACCUUGAACUCGGGUGUAGAUCUGCCAACUUCGGAGCGACAAAAGUCUUCCGAACUUAUCACGCGACCUUCAUCACGAGGUAAAUCUGGAAGUAAAAGGUCUAACAGUCCGGCAAGUGCACGUUCGGCAAAACGAAGCAAGCCUGGUAGUCGGGACAACUCAUAUCUUGAUGCAACUUCGGCUCGCUCCGGCGGAUCAUCAUAUGCUGAAUCGUCUCGUGUUGAACCACGCAACUACUCACAUAAUUCUUUAUCGGCUGCAUCAGCUUCGGGAAUUUCCGAUGCAUCUUCAGCAAAACGAGACAUCGAUUAUGUUUCGGGUUCACCUUCGGCUUAUAAGCUGAGUCACGCUUCUUCAGUUGACCACGGCACGCCUCCGGAGCUCUCAGCAAGAUCAAGUGCAAGAGGUUCAGUCAGAGAAUCUAAGAGAACUUUAUCAAAAUCUGUUAGGUCCGGUGUUGGUUCACAGCUGGAUGACGCUUCAAAAAGCCAAUCACAAAGUCGAUUCAGCAAAGCGAGUAGUCAAAGGUCAAAGAGUCGGGAAUCCAACCAGAGCCGAAAUAGCGAAAGACAGACAGAAACGAAAAGUGCAGUGGCAUCAAAACCGAAACCUGAUCUUCCCAAGAAACGGAAGCCGGCUACGCUCAAGGAUAUGCUAGCGAGCGCAAAGAAAGGGGCAGUCGUGAGCCCGAAAUCAAAAAGAGCUAAGACCACGCAGACGGUACCAGUAGCCACCUUCGAGUCCGACAGUUCGGAUACUGAUGACUAUCAGCCAUUAAACAUUCCGGUAAGACUACCGGUAGAAAUGCUAGCGAGACGCGAAGCAAUUGCGGCGGGACAAGGCCCAAGCGGCAGUACGACGGUAGUGGAAGGAGGAACGGGAGCUAAAGCCAAACCCAGAGUGACAAGAGCUAAGCGAGGAAAAGGGGGCCAAAGAAAACAAGUGAAGGAAAGCCAGGAACGUCCAGCGUUAGUGGCGCGAGAGUACAUUGUAAAUAGCAGUCAAGAAGAAGACUUGGAAUCAGGCAGUCAAAGUGAAAGCUCGGGAACCAGAAGGAGUACUAGAAGGAGAAAGCCAGUAGACAAAAUGGGAGGGGUUAUGAUCGAAACUAUCCAGGGGGCGGAACAAACAGGAAAACAUCCAGGGGGAGAAGGAAAAUGA
Messenger RNA from Symsagittifera roscoffensis, 20631 nucleotides. Its product is annotated as mucin-19-like. The transcript has 11 exons. The record is from RefSeq and is a predicted model, not a curated record. Lineage: Eukaryota; Metazoa; Xenacoelomorpha; Acoela; Convolutidae. The coding region runs from base 1 to 20631 and encodes 6876 amino acids.